Helianthus annuus (common sunflower) is the source of this 1104-nucleotide messenger RNA. RefSeq lists its product as uncharacterized. The transcript is spliced from 3 exons. Bases 1 to 1104 code for a protein of 367 amino acids. The record is from RefSeq and is a predicted model, not a curated record. Lineage: Eukaryota; Viridiplantae; Streptophyta; Magnoliopsida; Asterales; Asteraceae.
AUGGAUAUGGAUGAUGACCCCGAUCCGGAGAUGCCAUCGAGUGGGACGCCGAUGCAUCCCAUCGAAAUUUCAGAUGGAUCGUCCUUUCACGGUUCACCUUACCGAGGCCCAGACAGCUAUGAAGCAAGGUUUGCCUCGUAUCCUUGGGAGUUCACUCCCCCUUUUCAGCCACAGUUUCAACAUCAGCAACAGGAUCCCUCUGAGGAUUCUCGUUUUCAGGCGGUCACUCCACCACCGCCACCGCCGCUAGAGCAGCAGCCGCAUCCGGAGCCACCGAGGCGGAGAAGAACAACCGCACGGAUGUCCGGGCGAGGGGGAAUCCGUAUCAGCACCCCUCAACCCUCCAGUGGAAAUCACUACCCGCCACUAUAUGAAGGCCCGCAGAUGGGUGGGCCUUCGAACCCAGUUUCCGAGGUGGAAUCUGCGCCAGUCGCACCACCACCAUCACAAAUGGGUUAUGAUAACCCGAUUCCUUCAUACGCCGGUGCAGCGGCGUAUAACCCUUUUGCGCAGCCAGCCCAUACUAACUACAACUACGCCCAAGUUGACCCAUACCUUCAGCAGCAGCCGCAGCCACCACAGAUCAAGCCGCCACAACAGCAGGAGAUUCUUCAAAGGUUGAGCCAGGUGGAACGGGAGGUUCAAGAGGAGCGUAGAAGCCACCGGGGAUUUCUCAAAGGUUUGCGAUCAAGCUACAUGGCAGAAUCUGAAGAAGUCAACAGCCACCCUCUAGAGAAUCAUGAUACCACCAGGAUCAACAUAACUGGUGCGGAACUUCGAGAGUUGAUUGAUAAUGCUGUUUCUAAAGCUGUGGACAUGCAAUUUAAGGAAUCAAGUGGUACACAUAGCAAGACCUUAUCAGUACCCCAUUCCAAAUCACACCCUAAGACUCAUUCUGAGGCUCAUAGUAAGCCACCUUCUAAACAUCAUGAGUCAAAGAAGGAUGAUGCUCAACACUCCUCAAAUCAGCAUAGUGUUCCAUCUAAAAAGAUUGUGUUUGACCAAGAGCCACGCGCAAAGACUUGCUCCUAUAAGUAUUUCGUCUCCUGCAAACCCAGGGAUUUCACUGGGGAAAAAGGAGCCAUUGAUUGCAGACAUGGCUAG